CCAAAUCCAAAUCCAUGAUAGAAUGAAUGACACCUCUUACAAGAAGGACAACUUGCAUUUGCAAAGCAUCAAAAUUUGUUUAUGUUUUUUAUAUCGGCGUGCUAACUUCUAAAAAAUUGAUCUAAAAAAUCAGAAUAUAUCACAUAGUAGGACGAAAAUAAUGAAGUCAGGCCUACGGCGUCCGCGUGUUGCGGAGCACGCGAAGAGGGAACGAAGCCGGGAAGGCGCUGUCGACGAUGCAGAAGCGCAGAGGCUUCGCCAGGAAAAUGCGGUAUUCGGAAUAUACCAUUAAUAGUAAGGAGCAGGCCUAUCCAAAUUUUGAUGCUUUGCAAGAACAAAAAUAAAGUUUUCCCGUGUAGCCCGAACAAAGUACGUCGCUUACUAUGCUCACUGUAUACAAGACAACGCUCAGGGUUGAAUGGUUCCGGUAUUUGGUAACCUGAAUUUGAUCACAAGGGUUCUCUUUUUGUUUUCCCGUAUGAUCAAACUCAGGUUACCAAAUACCGGAAGCAUCCGAGGGUACACAACGCUCACGAUUAAUAUUGAUAGCGACGCGCGGCGCCUAGAAUAGAUGGAUCCUACUUAGCAUGGCCAUUACUAUAAUAACUGCACUUCUCUAUCCUCUGCCUACAUUUCUUCCUUUUUAUUUUCCUAGUUAGUUUGGCUCCACCCAUAUUAUUGUUAGCGACGCUCAUGAUUAUUGAUCAUGUUAUUUGCCACAUGAUGAAGUUAUGAUCGUGAGUAAGGAGCAGGCCUAUCUUUAAUGCCAACUGAUGUUAUUGUUAGUAGGAACAGAUAGGCACUGUCCAGGUUCUAGGCUGUGCGAUCGAGGAGCUAUUGCGGGAUGAAGGUCUCUCCGCGUCUCUCAAGGGUGGUCCUAUCAGUAUGAAUGGAAAAAAUAUGUUCAGGAUGGACAUGAUAGUAAGUCUAAGUACUUGAUUAAAAAUUUUCUUAUUCAUUUUCUCGUCUAGAAGUUAAGGCUCUGCUGGGAGAAGUAACAGAGAAGCAGAAGCUCAGUCACUGAAGACUCUUCUCUAAAAAAAAUAGAUCCUUUAUCAUCUAUUGAGCAUCUGUGAGAAAGGUCUGUCGUGCUUUCACUAUCGCCCGUUCACUAGUACCCGGGAACGGAGCGACACUGCGCUGAACAAUAUCGUAAAGAGUCUCGUGGCUGAAAAUGCGCGCCUGCGGCAUCGAGCGGCAACGUGGAAGCAGCGCGCUCUAGAGGAAAGCGCACUAGUAGAUGAGCUGUGGGAAGUUGCUCUCGCUUUGCCUGCAAUCGAAUACCUGAAGGUAGAGCAAAAGCAGGCUACACGAUACAGAUCAAGAAAAGUGAUCUGAGGCACCUUGCCGAAUAGAUUCAAAUAAUUAGAGGGAAAAAGUGAACACUGUGACAAGUAGAUGUAGACGAUUUUCGGAUGCUCCUUUUAUGAAGGUAAUAUAGCAUUGAUAACUCAAGUAGAAACACUAACUCUAAAAAUCACUACACAGGAUGGCGAACGCAAGGCUUCCACUGAAGAAUUGCAGGCUGAGCUCGCACGCGAGAGGAAGUUAUGACUCACAGAGUCCAUGAUCCUACUGCCUUCGUACUGUAUAUAAGUACUAUGUAUAAUGAUGCACAAAAAGUACUUAUAUGCUCGAAUAGAACGUGACUUUUUUUGUGUUUAUCUCUUGAUGUGGAAACAAAUGUAAAUGAAUUCAAUUUCAAUUAGAGUUGGACGAUGAAGUCUAUAAGACUAAAACACCUCUAAGCACAGAGCGCAACCGUGUAGAAGCGGGCCGCGCAGGGGAUUUCUUGCAGAUCGCCCGACUUGAGGAUGAAGUGGAGCAAUUGCGGCAACUAGCGAGUACUACUGCGACCACCGCGGCGUCUUCUUCGAGCAAGAGAGCGAUCACGAGGCUUCUUCCACCUCAGCGACUGCCAUUACAACAGCCUUCUGAAGAAGCAGGCCCUGGUGCCCAAAGUGCACUGCCACAACGACCAAACGCUGCCAGUUGUAGUGCUCUUGUAGGUGGAUCAUCUUCUUCAAGUACGAUUAUUCAAAGUGCUUUUUCAGCAAAGCAGUUGGCGGCAUUGCGUGGUGGUACAACUUCUGGGAAAGUUGUAACUGAUAGUACUGGUCGUAAGGUGGGACAAUUUAUUCCUCGAAGCAGUAGUAACCAUGAACCUGGUCGUCCAACAACUAUUGAGUACGACGGCGGAAAAGAGGACGAGGACGCUGCGCCAAUGGCGUUGUGCGGUAAUGCGGGAGGCGGUGGGACGGCAGAUGGAGAAAUUAUACAAUCUCAUCAACAAACAAGUGGUAUUCGAGAGGAUCGUCGACAGCGACUGGUGGUGCAGCAGUGCUCCUCCUCGUCUCCGGGUGAAUGAAUAUCAUUUGUUUCCCCUCAACCCCAUGGUCAUGCAACAAUACUUAUAAAUCAAACUGUCGAUCCCUAACCCUAUUCUCAAAUCCAGUUGUACAAAAAAGACGCAAGAUGCUGAGAUGAACCGCAAUAUUUCAAUGACAAUUUCUAGACUUAUUUUUAUUCAUGGGACGGCGACGGCCCGAAAAGAAAUGUUGGGUUGUCAAUGGGAGCAGGAAGCGAUACAUCGAAGGAUGUUCGUUACUUUAACGGAACGAGUGGAUGUCCACUGUCACAGUUGUUGUGGCGUC
Molecule: messenger RNA, 2654 nt
Organism: Amoebophrya sp. A25
Lineage: Eukaryota; Dinophyceae; Syndiniales; Amoebophryaceae
Source: the annotation of a GenBank genome assembly